AUGGUGUUAAAUAAAGGAGUAUUACCUCCAGGUUAUAAGUUUAUGCCAAGCGACAAACAAAUAAUUAAAGAUUAUCUGGUUAGAAAGGUCCAAAACACUCUCCCGGAUGUUAGUUGGUUUAUCUUGGAGAAAGACAUCUACAGGUAUUCAAAUCCGUUCCUCCUGUUUCAAGAGAUCCAGAGAAACCAAGGAUACUUUUUCACUCCCAUAACCAAAGUGAGUUCAUGUGGUAAGAAUGUGAAUCGAAAAACCGGAGAUGGAACAUGGAGUGGACAAAAACCAACAACCCUAAAAGAUGAUGAUAAAAAACCAAUUGGAACGAAAAGAAUGUACAACUUCGAAUGGAAUGUUCCCAAGGAAAAGAAACGUGAAGUUGAACGUGAGAAGGGUCACUGGAUCAUGCAUGAAUAUUCGUUGCUCCCCGAUUAUUACACAAACAACAAUAUAAAGGCGGAUCCCGACAAAGAGGCAACGAAAUCUCCCUCAACGGAUGCAGUGCCUGCUGUAGAGCCACCAGCUAACAAUAGAUCUUCAAUAUCAUGGGUUCCAUCACCACUGCCAGCAGAAACAUCUACAUCAAAAUUUGUGGAUUUAGAGGCAGCACCAGUUUUCAAUAACGUAGAAUCAUCAUCAGAUUGGGUUGCAUCAUCACCACCAGUUUUCAAUAACGUAGAAUCCCAUUUAAACAACGGAAAAUUAUCAGAAGCAUCUGCACCAGUUUUCAGUAACGCAGAAUUAUCAGAAUGGGUUCCAUCACAACCACCGGCAAUGAAGACAACGGAUCCUUAUGUGCCUGUGCCAGUACCACCUGCACCAACAAGUAUGCUUUCAGCCUCGAUGCCUGACUUUGAUGAAUUUGUCAAUGAUGAUGGAUGGGAGGAGUUCUUUUCCUUCGAUAAUAAUGGUUUACCAGCUGUUAAAGAUAGCCUUAACACUACUACUCCAGAUAAUAAUGAGUGGGAAAAUCUGGAUGAUCUGUUACCAACUUCUGAAGAUAAACUUAAUAGUAGUACUCCGCGGGAUAACAGCUAUACCUACUACGACUCGAGAAAGGUAUUAAAAGCAAGUGAUUCUGAAGCAGUGAAGAUUUCCAAGCUUGGAUGGGAUCCUGUUGCUUAUAAAGCAUAUUUCCCCAAUUUUGAACCCAUGUACUAA
Messenger RNA from Papaver somniferum (opium poppy), 1155 nucleotides. Its product is annotated as NAC domain-containing protein 2-like. Gene Ontology annotation, molecular function: DNA binding. Bases 1 to 1155 code for a protein of 384 amino acids. The record is from RefSeq and is a predicted model, not a curated record. Lineage: Eukaryota; Viridiplantae; Streptophyta; Magnoliopsida; Ranunculales; Papaveraceae. Gene Ontology annotation, biological process: regulation of DNA-templated transcription. The transcript has 3 exons.